Molecule: messenger RNA, 708 nt
Organism: Microdochium trichocladiopsis
Lineage: Eukaryota; Fungi; Ascomycota; Sordariomycetes; Xylariales; Microdochiaceae
Exons: 7
Coding region: 1-708 (235 amino acids)
Source: RefSeq, a predicted model, not a curated record
AUGACUCUCAAGAACUCAGCUUCUGACGGGAGCUCACUACGAAGAGAAAGCCAGAAAAAGGCGAUUGAUCUCUUCAACGGACAACAUAUUGUCUGGUGGAAUGAGGGCUGUGCGACUUGUAAGACACCUUCCGACAUCUGGUCUUGGAGCAUCAUUUCUCCACGGGUAGCAGAAGUGGCACGUAUGGUGGUCUCUGACGCAGCCUUCCGUGCCUUCCUCGCUUUCUGUGUGCUCCUCACCCCGAGGAACCAUGAAUAUCCCGACCUGCCUCCAGCCUUGACCAUGCCGCCUGGUGACGCUCCCCAUACGAUCAGCGAAGAUCCACGCGGACCAGGACCAGAGGUCCGCAUGGUCAUGCGGCGUUUCUACCGGGAAGCUCUCUUUGCCUUCGAGGCCGGUGACAAGGACAAGGCAUUCAACAUUGCGUACUGGCUCCUCUACCAAGCCGAGACCCCGGUAAUGGCGCGCGCGGGCGCCCGCCUCAUCCUCGCCGAGUCGCCCGAGUUCAGCGCAUACCACGCCCGGAACGCCCUCGAGCUGUACACCCAAGUCCGCGACCAAUACAGCGAGACGGGCCCGCCCAAGGAGCGGUCACUCCGCGCGGACGUCCAGUGCUUCGUCGAUAAGGCAGAGUACCUCGUCGAGAAGACCCGGGACACUCCGGACCUCCCGCCCCAGCAGCCGUCCGAGGAAGAACUCCACGCCUGA